UAACGUAGAACACGUUUACAUUAUUUUGACAAAGAAACAUAAAAACAACCAUGCGUGCUAAUAAUCCUCACAAAAACGCCAAUAUUCUUCUUCCGAUUCCCAACUCGAAUCCCACCUGACUCACUCAUUUUCAACUCACUCAACUCGUCCCUUCCCUUAACCAUGUCUUCUUCACCAGAAGCAAAACGCUUAGAAGAAGAACUUUCCUAUCCAAUUCUCGUCGCCGAACGAAUUCGCUCCGCCACAGAAGAAACCGAUUCCUUCAAACUCGAAUGCUCCGAAGUCUGGAAACACGUCGAACGUCUCCUUCAAAUGCUCCGUACACUCGUCCGAUUCGCCGCCACCGCUCCUCCGCCGCUUUACGAACGUCCCGUCCGCCGUGUCGCCGCUGAAGCCGCCAAGAAUCUUGAACGCGCUUUAACUUUAAUUCGUAAAUGUAAACGCCGGAGUAUUCUCCACCGUGUUGUCACCAUCGUCACCGCCGCUGACUUUCGGAAAGUUCUUGUUUAUCUCGACGCCUCCGUCGGUGAUAUGAAGUGGCUUUUAAGUAUCCUCGACGUCGACGGCUCCGGCGGCGGCGGUGGAAUUAACUUAUCGCUUCCACCGAUUGCGAGUAAUGAUCCAAUUCUGUCAUGGGUAUGGUCUUUUAUAGCUUCAAUUCAAAUGGGUCAAUUGAAUGAUAAAAUUGAAGCUACAAAUGAACUUGCUUCGUUAGCACAAGAUAAUGAUAGGAAUAAGAAGAUUAUUGUUGAAGAAGGCGGUGUUCCGCCUCUUUUGAAGCUUUUGAAAGAAGCUUCUUCGCCUGCAGCACAAAUUGCGGCGGCUACUUGUUUGUGUUAUUUGGCUAAUGAUUUGGAGAGAAUUAGGGUUAUUGUGAAUGAAGUUGGUGUACCUGCUGUUGUUCAGGUUCUUGCUGAUUCGCCGAUUAGGGUUCAAACGCUAGCGGCUAAUUUGGUUGCUAGGAUGGCUAAACAUGAUCCUGUUGCUCAAGAGGAUUUCGCGAGGGAGAAUGCGAUUAGACCGCUUGUUACACUUUUGUCGUUUGAUACGGCUGUGGAUGAGCAGACGAGUAUUCAUUCUAUUUUUCAGGUUAAUAAGGAGUUAGGUAAGAAGACGACGGAUAGGUCUGGUACUGGAAGUGGUAGUCGACAGUUUGCAAAUUCGUAUUCGAGUACUUAUUAUUAUACUGAGGGGAGUAGCCGUGGAGGGAAUUAUAGGAAGGAGAGGGAGAAUGAGGAUCCUGCCGUGAAGCUUCAGCUUAAAAUUAGUUGUGCUGAGGCGUUGUGGAUGCUUGCGGCAGGGAGUGUGUCGAAUAGUAGGAAGAUAACCGAGACGAAAGGGAUGCUUUGUUUGGCUAAGAUUGUUGAGAAGGAACAGGGGGAGUUGCAGCGGAAUUGUUUGAUGACUAUAAUGGAGAUAACGGCUGCAGCUGAAUCUAAUGCUGAUCUUCGACGAGGUGCGUUUAAGACCAACUCACCUCCUGCUAAAGCUGUUGUGGAGCAGCUGUUGAGGAUACUUAAAGAGGUUGAUAGCCCGUUGAUGCAAAUUCCGGCGAUUAAGUCUAUUGGUUCGUUGGCUAGGACGUUUCCUGCUAGAGAGACUCGAGUAAUUGAACCUCUAGUAGCACAGCUGAGUAAUAGAGACAUAAAUGUAGCAGAUGAAGCAGCCGUUGCUCUUACCAAGUUUGCUUCUCCAGAUAAUUUCCUAUAUGUCGAGCAUUCUAAGAAAAUAAUUGAAUUUGAUGCAGUCCCGGCAGUGAUGAAACUGCUGAGGAGUAACGAAGUUAACCAAAUGCAUCAUGCGCUAACUCUUCUUUGCUACCUUGCACUACAUGCUGGCAGCAGCGAGUCGUUGGAACAAGCACGGGUAUUGUUGGCUCUAGAAGGUGCUGAUAGAACAAUUCUUCCUCAGCAUAUUAGAGAUUUGGUAUCCAAAGCAAUCGGCCACCUCAAUUUGUAUCAUGCAGGAAGUCAUUCUCAACCAUUGGUAUAUAUGCCCUGAGCACAAAUUCAUAUAGUUUGUGGACCCUUUGUUUUAAUGGGUUCAUCAUUAUAUUAUUGAGCUGGUUGCAUCUUGCCCACUUGUUGGGGAUUGUGGGGGAUUUUGUUAUAUAGAAUCAAAGCAUAGUUCAAAAAAAUACAUUAGUUUUUCAGCUUGGGCUGGUUUUUAUCCCUUUUCCCCUCAUGAAACUAGUUAGUGGGGUGGUGGUUGUGCAGAGAUUAUUUAUAAUGGAUAAUUACUUUUCUUAGUCAUUCAAAUUUUGCUGUUUGUGUACUUAUUUUGUUCAUCAAAUAUGCUCUCUACAUCACAUUUUGAUAGUGCAAAUUUUUAUCUUAGGAUAGAAUUGUUUGAGGUUUUAUUCCUUUGCAGAAUGUACAUUGCAGCUUCGCCAUUUGAAGAAUUUUUA
This is a messenger RNA of Medicago truncatula (barrel medic), 2407 nucleotides long. RefSeq lists its product as uncharacterized. Lineage: Eukaryota; Viridiplantae; Streptophyta; Magnoliopsida; Fabales; Fabaceae. The transcript has a single exon. The coding region runs from base 163 to 2001 and encodes 612 amino acids. Gene Ontology annotation, molecular function: protein binding. The record is from RefSeq and is a predicted model, not a curated record. Gene Ontology annotation, biological process: cell surface receptor signaling pathway.